AUGUCCAAAGUCACACCAUCAAAGACAGUGAAGGAAGCAGAGAUAGAGACAGUAAGAAGAUGGCUCAAUGCAAGACCUGAUUUAUUACUGGCAAUUGCCAAAAGACAUACAACGAAUCCUUUACUCACACCAUUACCCUCUCCAACUUCAACUAUUUCUUUACCUCCAACAUUAAACUUAGUCGUACCUCUAGAUGGAUUGACGGUGGACAAACUACGUAUAAAAGUGUCCACCACAGCUAGAAAUGUGGAAGUUGAUAUACCUCUAUCUUCAAGGACGGAUUUGGGUAAGGGUGGAUUCGGAAAGCAGAUGGAGGAAAUGGGUUAUGAAUCUCUAAAAUAUUUCCAAAUUCCCGGUUAUCCCAAGAUUGAUUACUUUGAACCACCGACAUCGAUAUCGGUAUUACCUAUUUACGGAUUAAUGUUAUUGUUAUUCCUUGUUCUUGCUCCUUCAGAUCAUGGAGUGGCCAAUCUCGGUAGAGGAUUAGUUAAUAAGUAUUUGGGGAAAUGGGUUAUUCCUGCUGCUUCUUGGUUAGCUGCUUCUCUUCAUUUCGUCAUUGAACCAUUGAUCAUUUUGCCUAAGUUGAGACAACAUUCCGUUCCUCUCAUACCUAGCCUAUUAUACCUCCUCACCGUACUUUGUAUAGGGUAUGGUGGUAUUGACGCUUUGAAUAGAGCUGUUAUCCAAGAAAGGAUCAAGCUCAUCCAUUCACAACAUACAGAAACCAGGAAGGGGCAGUGA
Kwoniella shivajii is the source of this 741-nucleotide messenger RNA. RefSeq lists its product as uncharacterized. The record is from RefSeq and is a predicted model, not a curated record. Lineage: Eukaryota; Fungi; Basidiomycota; Tremellomycetes; Tremellales; Cryptococcaceae. The transcript has 7 exons. Bases 1 to 741 code for a protein of 246 amino acids.